Messenger RNA from Nipponia nippon (crested ibis), 4398 nucleotides. NCBI's taxonomy places the organism in Eukaryota, Metazoa, Chordata, Aves, Pelecaniformes, Threskiornithidae. The record is from RefSeq and is a predicted model, not a curated record.
AUGGACCGGUACCCCUUCGGCGACGAGAACGCCGUUAAUUUGGAGAUGCAUCUCCCUGGAUUCUCCGAAAGCCAGGGGCUGGCCUGUACCGAGGCUCUCAACCACGAUUUCUGCCUAAACGUGAAAGACGUGAUGUACGCGGGGCUGAGCGGCUUGGACGCGGGGCCUGGCCUUCCAGCUGCGGAGGCGGGCAGCGAUGCUCUGGAGGCCGAUUUAAACGCGCUCUCGCUGUACCCGGCGAAGGACCGCGACGCUGUUCCGCUCCUCGAUGAGCCUGACUCGCGGCCCUGGCAGCACGAGCCGGGGCUUCCCGCGCUGACGGGACUGGAGGAGGCUGGAGGAGGCGGCGGCAGAUCUGCGGGGAGAGGAAAGCCUCCCCUCUGCUCUCCUCGGACCUCGCUGCCGGGCUGCAGCCGCUGCGGGAAGGUGUUCGGCAGCGCCAGCGCUCUCAGCAAACACUGCCUGACUCACAGCCAGAAACGGGAACACGUCUGUACCAUCUGCAGCAAGGCCUUUAAACGGCCCGACCACCUGAGCGGGCACAUGUUGACGCAUCAGAGAAUAAAACCUUUUGCGUGCCCGGAACGAGACUGCGAUAAGAGUUACUGCGACCAGCGUUCGCUGCGCCGGCAUUAUGAACUGCAGCACGGCUUGUGCAGCUUGAAGGAGGCUGCGAAGGAAGGUGCCAGGGAGGAAUCCCCGCUUCUUCCCAGUCCGUAUAGCCAAGGCGGCGGGAAAUCGGCGGACAGACUGACCGCGCGCUCAGAGUCGGGCUCUUUCCCGCCCGAAAGAGACCCGCUGAGGUGCGCUGUGAGCGGCUUGGCAAAUCGGAAGCUUCCCUUGGCCGCCUUGCCCCCCGCGGAGCCUGCGGGUCCUGCCUCGGCAGAUUCCUCCCCAGCAAGCCGGGCCUCUUGCCUCGCGUCUGGCAGCAGUGGACUUUCGGAGCCCACAGGAGACGAUAUACCGAAGGAUCGCCUCUCUUGCCAAAGGAGCGCCGCUUCUUCCACCGUCUGUGCCGUAAUAAAGCCCGGCGACGUGUCUGCGAUUGCGCCGGGCGAGGACGUAGUUACCAAUCUGACCAGUAGGUCUUUUAUUUCGGAAGCCCAGUGGCCCUCGGAGCCCGCGGGGCCGCAGUGUUGUCCCAACAGCGCCCUGCCUUGUUUUCCCGUCUUCAGAGGGCAGAAGCCGUCCGCAAGCCAGUCCAGCAGUCACGUUCAGUGGCUAAGAAACCUGCCGCUUUGUGCUAAACCCAAUAGGGACAGCGUCUGCCUUGCUCGCGAGCCGCCUGUCGCAGCGCAGGGUGUUUCGGAGGGGUCAGCUGGACCUUCCCACGCGUUCCCAGCCGCCUACGAGUGUCCGGACGCCAUGUCUUUCCCCGUUGCGCCUUUUAAAGCCGAAGAGGACGCGCCGGGUGAGUCGGCCCUCGGUUGUUUUGAGGAAACCUUUCAGUCGGUGAAAACCCACAGCUCCCACCCAUGGGAGAACGCUGGGGAGUUGACUUUUCCGGAGCUUCCGAAGCGCGGUGCGCCGCAGAGCGAGACCUGGCAGCUCUUCCCGAAACCCCAGGAGCCCGCUGCGUGCCUGGAGCCGCUGCUGGUGCAGCGGCACCUCUUCCAGGCAAUCGCCAAGUCCCAGCAGGUCCUGUCCCACGCCCAGGCGCUGGCUCCGUCCCCGCUGGUGGCUCCCGAGGCCACCAACCUGCUGGCGAACGCCCUCCAAGAGGGGUUUCAGCAGCCGCCCCCCUUGGCUCCCCAGCUUCCGCAGCCGACGGAGCGCGGAGGGCCUUCCGCGCACCCCCAAAACGCCGUACCCCGAUUCCAGGGCGUUUCAUCGGACGGGGAGAAAGACGGAGCGCAGGCAGCCCCUGCUUUUCGGGAGAAGCUGACGGCUGGGCUGGGCUGCGCGGCUCCCCCGAGUCAGGUGGCCAUGGCGUCCUUCUCCUCGGCGCCGGCGGCCGGCGGCACGCGCAGGCUGACCAUUUUCAACAGGAUUCAAGGUGGAAAUAUCUACAGCCUCACUAACGCAGCAAAGGAAGAAAACUUGUCAGCUGGGUGGGACUGCACGCCUCUGGCGUUUUCCCUGCGAGUAAAGCGUGGCUCUGCCACCUUACCGCCCAGGCCAGGGAGCUUGCCGUUCACGGCGCCAGACAGCAAGCUGCUCCCUGGCAAAAGGGAGAUUUUUAUCACCUACGUCCUCCCGAGCAGCAGCGCGGGCCCCGCGCAGCCUCGGCAGAGGUGCCUUUCCUGCCGUGUUGCUAACCGUCGCAGCCGGACGACUGGUGCUGUUACUGCUGAUGGCAGGGGCUUUAGCGGCCGUCUCGGCAAGAGCUGCGGUCAGCUGGCUUACACCGAGCACGGUCUGGAGAACCACGCGUGUUUUCGUGGCGAACGAUGGCACUCACCGCGACGGACGGAGGAACAGCAGGUGUGCGGCGCGGGAGGCGGCAGCACUCGGGAGCGGCCGCUGGAGGCAGCGGGAGGUGGACGCUGUCCCUCAAAACCCGAGGUGCCUUCGGAGGACGUCACGGUGGCUCCUCUGGUGAUUCCUGUCUCGGUACCGGUGAUGGCUACGAACUCGCCGGCAGGGAACGAGCGCCUUGAACUUGUUCCGCUUCUUUUCCGUGAUAGAGAGGGAUGUUUGGAAUUGCUUGUCCAGGUUACCGAAAAGGAAAGCCCGGAUGGGAAGGACCUCAAAGAAAGCCCGCACCAGAAGAAGAGGAAGAGGCAAACGCGGCCGAAAUCGCUUUUUAUCCCACCUCCACCGGCCCCCGAAGCCCAGCCGGGGAUGGGGGGGUGUUACCAGAGUAACCUUCGCUCGCCCGUGUUCCUGGUGGAUCACCUGCUGAGGGACUUGUUCCAGUGCUCUCCUUACACGCCGCCUCCGAUGCUCAGCCCCGUGCGGGAAGGAUCGGGCCUCUAUUUCAGCACUCUCUGCUCUUCCUCUGCUAACGGCGAUCCCAACCAGCUGUUCGGCGCUGCGCUAGGCAGAAUGGACAGGGACUUUGGCUUCUGUCUGAUGAAGGAUACCACCAAGAUCGGCGUUCAGCCCCACAUCAACAUCGGAAGUCGAUUUCAGGCCGAGGUACCGAACCUCCGGGAUAGAUCCCAUCUGGAAGAGGACGAACCGGCAGCAUCCUUGGUGUGGAAGCCCUGGGGAGACAUCGCAACCAACCCGGAAACGCAGGACAGAGUCACGGAACUGCUCAACAUGGCCUGCUCCAGCGUCAUGCCGGGGGGAGGAACGAACCUAGAGCUAGCCUUGCAUUGUCUGCAUGAGGCACGCGGCAGCGUUCUGGAGGCUCUGGAGAUGCUGCUUUUUGGGGCGCCUCAGAAAUUGGAAUCCCACCCUCUGGCUAAUUACCGUUACGCAGGUUCCGAUACUUGGACGCCUCUCGAGAAGCGGUUGUUUAAAAAGGCUUUUUGUGUACACAAGAAGGAUUUUUACCUGAUCCAGAAGGAGAUUCAGACUAAGAAUGUGUCCCAGUGUGUUGAAUAUUACUAUAUCUGGAAAAAAAAAAUAAAAUUUGACUACAGUCGAGCUCAAGUGAUAGAAAAAAAGGUCAAGAGAGACAAGGAUGAGGUGGAAGAGACUGAAGAAAAGGCUGCUUGCAGCCCGAAGAAGAGGCACCGCCUUCUGCCCGAGGAAAGCAUGAAGAUAAAGCAGAGGAGCGACAAGAAGCUGCCCCGCAGCGCAGGCAGCCCGUCCCGCGUCCCGAGCGGGUCUCCCUACCCGGCGGGCAGCGCAGGCGACCGGGGUCUGUUUCCGUGUCGAGAGUGUGAAAGGGUGUUUGACAAGAUAAAAGGCAGGAACGCUCACAUGAAAAGCCAUCGCCUGCGGGAGCAGGCGGAGCGUCUCGCAAAGAUGAAAUGGCCCUGGAAGCAUUUUAAAAGCGAGGCAAAGCUGGAAGAAACCCAGGCGCUGACCUCCUCCGGCGUUAAAGCUGGAGACCGCAAAGCCGCUGAGUCUGGGGACGCUCCAGGCCGCAGCUUGCCGUCGCCGCGAAGCUCCUUCGCUCGCCAGGCCAAAUGCCAACGCUUCCUUCGUUUUGCUGUUGCAAAAUACGAGGGUGAACCUUCGGGUCUGGGCCUCGCCAAGCGGCUUUACCCCGAGGAGAAGGAGGCUUUGCAGCGCGGGCGCCACCCUGAUCCUUCCGCUUCUCGUAACUUAGGAAAAUCCCGGGGUGAUUUUGCGUUUUCGCUGACGUAUCUUGUGGGCGUCGUCACGCUCUUCGGCGGCGAGGACGGGACGCCCUCGCCGUCCCUUCGCUUUGCCAGCCCUGUGCGGCAGGACACCCCGAAGCACGCCCUCCCAGGCCGACGCGCGCUCCGCGGCGCCCGGAUCUCCCCCGAGCCGCCCUCCUCUCGCGCCGCGGUCGAGUCGCGUGGCAUUUGUGGAUGA